Molecule: messenger RNA, 2666 nt
Organism: Neomonachus schauinslandi (Hawaiian monk seal)
Lineage: Eukaryota; Metazoa; Chordata; Mammalia; Carnivora; Phocidae
Gene: PLAA
Product: phospholipase A2 activating protein
Exons: 14
Coding region: 206-2596 (796 amino acids)
Biological process (GO): ubiquitin recycling; proteasome-mediated ubiquitin-dependent protein catabolic process
Cellular component (GO): nucleus; cytoplasm
Molecular function (GO): ubiquitin binding
Source: RefSeq, a predicted model, not a curated record
UGCAAGUCAGGGUUGCUGUGUCACUCGGCCCGUUCGGCGCUCCCCUUCCCCGUCGCCCUUCCGCACCGGCUCUCGGGCUCUUCCGGUCUUCAGCGGCCCCUCACCUGCAGGCCCCUCGGCCGCCGCGUCCCGGCGCACCCCCGGCCUUCCCUGCGGACUGAUCUCGCGCGGUGCCUGGGCCCCGGGCGCCGGAGAGACGAGGGCCAUGGCGAGCGGUGCCGCCAGGUACCGGCUGAGCUGCUCGCUCCCGGGCCACGAGCUGGACGUGCGGGGCCUGGUAUGCAGCCUUUAUCCGCCGGGGGCCUUUGUGUCCGUGUCCAGAGACCGCACUACCCGCCUCUGGGUCCCAGACAGUCCUAACAGGGGCUUUACAGAAAUGCACUGUAUGAGUGGCCACUCCAAUUUUGUAUCUUGUGUAUGCAUCAUACCUUCAAGUGACAUGUACCCUCAUGGACUAAUUGCCACUGGAGGAAAUGACCACAAUAUUUGCAUUUUCUCACUGGAAAGUCCAGCACCACUUUAUAUACUGAAAGGUCAUAAGAAUACUGUUUGUAGUCUUUCAUCUGGAAAAUUUGGGACAUUACUUAGUGGCUCCUGGGACACCACUGCAAAAGUCUGGCUGAAUGACAAGUGCAUGAUGACCUUACAGGGUCAUACAGCUGCAGUAUGGGCAGUAAAGAUCUUACCUGAGCAGGGCUUAAUGUUAACUGGAUCAGCAGACAAGACUAUUAAACUGUGGAAAGCUGGGAGGUGUGAGAGGACCUUUUCAGGGCACGAAGACUGUGUAAGAGGUUUAGCAAUUUUGAGUGAAACAGAAUUUCUUUCCUGUGCAAAUGAUGCUAGUAUUAGAAGGUGGCAAAUCACUGGCGAGUGUCUUGAAGUAUAUUAUGGACAUACCAAUUAUAUUUAUAGCAUAUCUGUCUUUCCAAAUUGUAAAGAUUUUGUAACAACGGCAGAAGACAGAUCUCUGAGAAUCUGGAAACAUGGGGAAUGUGCUCAAACAAUCCGACUUCCAGCUCAGUCUAUAUGGUGCUGCUGUGUUCUAGACAAUGGUGACAUUGUGGUUGGUGCGAGUGAUGGUAUUAUUAGAGUGUUUACAGAAUCAGAGGAUCGGACAGCAAGUGCUGAAGAAAUCAAGGCUUUUGAAAAAGAACUCUCUCAGGCAACAAUUGAUUCCAAAACUGGUGAUUUAGGAGACAUUAAUGCUGAGCAGCUUCCUGGGAGGGAACAUCUGAAUGAACCUGGUACUAGAGAAGGACAGACUCGCCUAAUCAGAGAUGGGGAGAAAGUCGAAGCCUAUCAGUGGAGUGUUAGUGAAGGGAGGUGGAUAAAAAUUGGUGAUGUUGUUGGCUCAUCUGGUGCUAAUCAGCAAACAUCUGGAAAAGUCCUAUAUGAAGGGAAAGAAUUUGAUUAUGUUUUCUCAAUUGAUGUCAAUGAAGGUGGACCAUCAUAUAAAUUGCCAUAUAACGUCAGUGAUGAUCCCUGGUUAACUGCAUACAACUUCUUACAGAAGAAUGAUUUGAAUCCCAUGUUUUUGGAUCAGGUGGCUAAAUUUAUUAUUGAUAACACAAAAGGUCAAAUGUUAGGACUUGGGAAUACCAGUUUUUCAGAUCCUUUUACAGGUGGUGGUCGGUAUGUUCCGGGGUCUUCAUCAGGAUCUUCUAAUACACUGCCUGCAGCAGAUCCUUUUACAGGUGGUGGUCGUUAUGUGCCAGGGUCUGCCAGUAUGGGAACUACCAUGGCUGGAGUUGAUCCAUUUACAGGGACUAGUGCCUACCGAUCAGCUGCAUCUAAGACAGUGAAUAUUUAUUUCCCUAAAAAAGAGGCUGUUACUUUUGACCAGGCAAACCCUACACAAAUAUUAGGUAAACUGAAGGAACUUAAUGGAACUGCACCUGAAGAGAAAAAGUUAACUGAGGAUGACUUGAUACUUCUUGAAAAGAUACUGUCUCUCAUAUGUAAUAGUUCUUCAGAAAAACCUACAGCCCAGCAACUUCAGAUUUUGUGGAAAGCUAUUAACUGGCCUGAAGAUAUUGUUUUUCCUGCACUUGACAUUCUUCGGUUAUCAAUUAAACAUCCCAGUGUGAAUGAGAACUUCUGCAAUGAAAAGGAAGGGGCUCAGUUCAGCAGUCAUCUUAUCAGUCUUCUGAACCCUAAAGGAAAGCCAGCAAACCAGCUGCUUGCUCUGAGGACUUUUUGUAAUUGUUUUGUUGGCCAGGCAGGACAAAAGCUCAUGAUGUCCCAGAGGGAAUCACUAAUGUCUCAUGCAAUAGAACUGAAAUCAGGGAGCAAUAAGAACAUUCACAUUGCUCUGGCUACACUGACCCUGAACUAUUCUGUUUGUUUUCAUAAAGACCAUAACAUUGAAGGGAAAGCUCAAUGCUUAUCAGUAAUUAGCACAGUCUUGGAAGUUGUACAAGACCUAGAAGCCACUUUUAGACUCCUUGUGGCUCUUGGGACACUUAUCAGUGAUGAUUUAAAUGCUGUACAGUUAGCCAAGUCUUUAGGUGUUGAUUCUCAAAUAAAAAAGUAUGCCUCAGUAUCAGAACCAGCUAAAGUAAGUGAAUGCUGUAGACUUAUCCUAAAUUUACUGUAACAAUGGGGACGGGGCUGAGAUUUUAAAUUGAUUAGUGUUUUUUCUCACGUUUUACAUGACUGAUUACAGA